CCCGGUGGCCCCUGUCAUGCCUUCUACUUCAAUCUCCUCUGCCAGCGCAGCGGGGAAAGGAGGGUCGAAAGCUAUGCAGCCGCCGCCGCAGCUUCCGGCGGCUUUGCCGGUAGGGUUCCGCUUCCGCCCGACGGACGAGGAGCUGGUGCGGCACUACCUCAAGCCCAAAAUCGCGGGUCACGCGCACGCGGACCUGCUCCUCAUCCCCGAUGUCGACCUCUCGGCGUGCGAGCCCUGGGAGCUGCCCGCUAAGGCCCUCAUCAGGUCCGGCGACCCCGAGUGGUUCUUCUUCGCGCCCCUCGACCGCAAGUACCCCGGCGGCCACCGCUCCAACCGCUCCACCGCUGCCGGGUACUGGAAGGCCACGGGCAAGGACCGCCUCAUCCGCUCGCGCCGAGCAGGGACCCUCAUCGGCGUCAAGAAGACGCUCGUCUUCCACAGAGGCAGGGCGCCCCGAGGCCACCGCACCGCUUGGAUCAUGCACGAGUACCGCACGGCCGAGCCCCAGCUCCAGCAAGGCCAAAACGGUAGCUUCGUGCUCUACCGCCUAUUCAACAAGAACGAGGGGGAAUCCGAAGCCUCAGAUGCCGCUGAUUCACCGUCCACAUCAUCUCCGGCAAUCGCGCCAGCGGUGAAAGCUGAGAAUUUGAGCCAGCCGGCUUCUGCCAAAAUGUCUCAUCUUCUUGCAACUGUCAGUAGCAAUGAGCCAACAUCCAACCAGGGAGAUGAUCAUCUUCUGGAUGUGUUAUCCCAGCUUCCAGACUUACAGCGUGAGCAUAAAUUCGACGGAUUCCCUACAAUCACCUCUCCGAUGCGUCCUUACACUGAUCAUCCUUUUCUUGGCAAUGCUGGCGAGCAAGAUCUUUCAGUGUAUAUAGAUAGUAUCAUUGCUCAUCAGGAUCUGGAGGACUUGUUGGCCAGCCCUUGUUUGGCUGAUAUGGUUGAGCAGGCCACUGUAAAUGUUGAGCCCCACCCUACUUCUCUACCCAUUCUAGACAACAGCUCAAACAGCAAGAGAUUGGCUGAAAAUAGCCGUGGAAAAGUUGGUUCUGAAACGUUGCUCCUAAUCAAGGGUACAGAUGACACAGGUGCUGCUGCUUCCUGUUCUGCAACCAAAAUACUACAAGCUGAUAAAGACAAUAUUAAUCAUCACACAGGAGCUCAGAGUAACUUGGCUUCCAAUGCAUCAGCUCAAGUGUCCCACUUUUACAACCAAUAUCAACUUCAAUCGGCAUUCAUUCCUGAAACGGAACCACCAAAUAGUGGAGCCUUGUGCUCUGCAGCUUCCUUGACUCCUUAUCCCCAGCACUUGUUCAAUGGUAUGGUAGCACCGGCUAGGAUUGACAUUUCAGAUUCAGAUGUCUUUAAUGGACUCCAAGGAUGGGCAGCGGAACCUUCUAAGGAUCCACACCAAGGGAAUGCACCAAGAAGGAUCCGCCUUGUGCACUCUAUUCAGAGGGCAUCAGUAAUUGAGCCUGUACUAACUUCUCAUUUGGAGGGUGAAGAUGAAGCAGGAUUAUGUUACAGCACAGACAGUUCAUCCACCAACAAUAACGAGGAUUAUGCCAAUGUGUUCUCCCAAUCUAUGGCUGGAGAAGCAAUGCAUAUUCAAGGUGGAGGGGUGAUACCUACUCAAGUAGUUUCAUCGACGGAAAUUACAGAAAAGCUACAAGAUUUCACACUUGAUGAAGGUACACUGCUACAUGGUGAGCUACAUCAUGGAGGCAAUCUCAAGCAGCGGCACAAACAGGAACAUACGGAGGAGACCAGCCAGGAUGUCCGUGAGGGCAUGCAGCAGAGCGUCCAUGUGACUGGAGUGGCAGUGCCAUCCUUGAGAAGACAACGAGAGUCUGCACGGAUUGGUUCAGUUGUGCGGUUGCUCUUUUUGGCCCUCGUCGUCAUCCUUGUAUUUGUAGGAUUAUGGAAAUGUAGCUCGUACAAGUUGUUUCAUUAGCAGCUACCAUUUGUGAUUCAGGGGUAACAGUACAUUAGUAGCUAGUGGUCAUGUUUACCUUGUUAGUCUCGGGACCGAAGGAGCAGGGUAAGGUGUCUGUAGGAUUCACAAUGCUCCUCCGGUGUAUAUUUGGCUGGCUUCACAGAGUCAGAAAUGUAAGAGUUGUGAAGUAGCCUGUUGCCUUGUUGAUAGGAUGGAACUUGUGUAGAUGAGUUGCAAGGUGUGAGUGUUGCAUAUAUUGUAGCUAGGAUGAGUUAGAAACGUUGAGAUGUGUGUGGCGUCAAGUGUUUGUUGUAGUUUACUGUACUUAUUAUGUGGAUGGAUCAUGUUCAUGCAAAUAAAAGAAUAUAAUGCAGAGCACAAUCUGCGGGUCUCUGCUACA
This is a messenger RNA of Sorghum bicolor (sorghum), 2336 nucleotides long. RefSeq names its product NAC domain-containing protein 69. The record is from RefSeq and is a predicted model, not a curated record. Gene Ontology annotation, molecular function: DNA binding. Gene Ontology annotation, biological process: regulation of DNA-templated transcription. Lineage: Eukaryota; Viridiplantae; Streptophyta; Magnoliopsida; Poales; Poaceae. The transcript has 6 exons. The coding region runs from base 17 to 1954 and encodes 645 amino acids.